Spodoptera littoralis (African cotton leafworm) is the source of this 1140-nucleotide messenger RNA. The record is from the annotation of a GenBank genome assembly. NCBI's taxonomy places the organism in Eukaryota, Metazoa, Arthropoda, Insecta, Lepidoptera, Noctuidae.
AUGCUAGAGGCUCAUAUUCAUGAGCAGCUUUUCGCGACCCGCGACGCGGCGACUGUCGCGCUGCUACAUGCUAGCAUGCUAGCAUAUUACUACUGCUGCAGUAUGCGCGAGAGUCUCCGUCGACUGGCGUCAGAUGACGGCAUGGAGCGGCGCGGGCGCAUCGCUGGCAGCCGCCGCGUGCGCGUCGAGCUCAUGUUGGCAGAGCAUAUCACUGUUGAUGUUGAUCGCAAAGCCCGUGGUUCCGACCUGCUAGACAAAAUCUGUGACUCCCUGGACCUGGUGGAGAGAGACUACUUCGGCCUGCUGUACACGCAGCGAGGGGAUCCCAGGGUCUGGGUGGACCUCAAUAGGAGACUGUCUAAGACUUUCAGAAACGAGCCCUGGGACGUGCGGCUUGCUGUGAAGUUCUACCCUCCAGAGCCCAGUGAGCUGAAGGACGACGCCACAAGGUACCAGAUAGCGCUGGCUGUCAGAAGAGACCUCAUGGAAGGUCGUCUAACAUGCUCCCAGAUCACCUACGCGCUGUUGUCGUCGUACGUGCUGCAGGCGGAGCUGGGCGACUACGAGGAUUGUCACGACAUCACCACCGCGCUGCACCAGCAUAGCGCUGUGCCUGUUAAUGCCAUCACGCCCGAGCUGGAGGCUAACAUUGAUGAACUGUAUCGGAAACAUAGAGGACAAACCCCAGCAGAGGCCGAGCUGAAUUACCUGGAGACUGCGAAGCGGCUGACGUUGUACGGCGCGGAGCUGCACACUGCGCUCGACUGCCAGGACGUCGCCAUCGCACUCGCUGUCUGUCAUAGUGGAGUCGCUGUCUAUAGGGACGGCCUCCCAAUGAACCGGUUUCCCUGGACGAAGAUAACAAAGAUCUGCUACAACAAGCGACUGUUCACGCUGCGGCUGCGAGCUGGAGAGUUCGAGGAGUUCGAGACCAUCCUCAGCUUCAAGCUCGCCUCCACUUCCGCCUGCAAGAAGCUGUGGCGCUGCAGCGUGGAGCAUCAUAUGUUCUUCAGACGAGAAUACCCUGUAGUAGUGGAACGUAUACCAGGGUUUGCCCGCCUGGGGUCCCGACGUCUCUCCUGCAGACGCACGCUACGUCAGAUGAGAGCAGAAUCCGACAACACACCCACCGCAGCCUGA